Molecule: messenger RNA, 1059 nt
Organism: Ustilaginoidea virens
Lineage: Eukaryota; Fungi; Ascomycota; Sordariomycetes; Hypocreales; Clavicipitaceae
Exons: 4
Coding region: 1-1059 (352 amino acids)
Biological process (GO): basic amino acid transmembrane export from vacuole
Cellular component (GO): fungal-type vacuole membrane
Source: RefSeq, a predicted model, not a curated record
AUGGCCAAAAGGUCCAUAUCCAUUGCCUGUUGGGUCAUCGUCUUCACUCCUCAGCUGAUCGCCAACUGGAGGUCCGGUUCUGCCGAGGCUCUGUCAAUCCAAUUCGUCAUUGUAUGGCUCAUCGGAGAUGUCUUCAACAUCGCCGGCGCAGUUCUUCAGGGUGUUUUGCCCACCAUGAUUAUCCUGGCCGUGUACUAUACCCUGGCUGAUAUCGUUCUCCUGGCUCAAUGCUUUUACUAUCGCGGAUUUACUUUGCGAGACGAACCCACCUCGCCCAUCGUCAAGCCUUGCUCCCAAACCAACGGGAACGCCAACGCCAACGCCAACGCCAGCGCCAACGCCAACGAACAAACAUCCUUGCUGGGCCAUGCUGACCACGCCGAGCGUCGUGGAUCCGACUGGACCGGUCUGUCGCCGGUUGUGCCUCAUAUUUCCAACAUCGAGCAGCCGUCACCACCACCCAGCAAGCUGCAGACUGUGGUCUGGAAUGCUGCCAUAGUCUUCAUGGUCUGCGUCGCUGGAGCUGUAGGCUGGUUCCUGGCCGAACAGGCCACUCGCGGCGAGAAGGAACCCCUGGCCGGCGGACAGGACGCCCUUGCAUUCAGUCCUUGGGGCCAGUUCUUUGGCUACCUGUGUGCUCUCUUUUACAUAGCCUCUCGAGUCCCCCAGCUCAUUCUCAACUACCGUCGAAAGACGACCGAAGGGCUGAGCAUGCUCUUCUUCAUCUUUGCUUGUCUUGGAAACGUCACAUACGUCCUUUCCAUCUUCGCAUUUGAGCCGCAAUGCAAGCAUCACGAAUGCAAGCCUGGCGAAGCUGGCCGCAUAUACGGAAAAUACAUGCUUGUCAACCUAAGCUGGUUAGCUGGCGCCGCCGUUACCCUCGCAAUGGAUCUUGUUGUCUUUUGCCAAUACUUUUACUACAACCAGAGCGAAAAAGACCGGCAUGUGGAACACAUUCAUGGCGCGUGUUUUCCCCACGGACAGGAGCCCCAAGACAGAGACGAUCCUCCCUAUGAUGAGAGACCUAUCCUGCCACGAGUUCGUUCCGAGAAUGUCUGA